CUGUGUGGGCGGGGUGACGCUCUCCUGCCUCGCCAUUGGUCGACGGGGAGAAGGGGCGGGGCAGCGGCGGCGGUGACCGGGAUGGGACCGGGCGGCACGUGGUGGAGGGGCGCCGGCGUCACGGGCGGUGUCCGGCGCUGGCUGUCCUCGGCCGCCCCGCUGCCCCGGCUCUGCGUGGUGGGCAGCGGCCCCGCUGGCUUCUACACGGCUCAGCACAUCCUCAAGCACCAUGGUGGAGCCCACGUCGACAUCUACGAGAAGCUGCCUGUUCCCUUCGGGCUCGUCCGGUUUGGGGUGGCCCCAGACCACCCUGAAGUGAAGAACGUGAUCAACUCCUUCACGCAGACGGCGCGCUCGGAGCGCUGUGCCUACUACGGGAACGUCACCGUGGGGAGGGACGUGACGGUGGCCGAGCUGCAGCAGGCUUACCACGCCGUGGUGCUGAGUUACGGCGCUGAAGAUAACCGCGUUCUGGGGAUCCCAGGGGAGAACCUCUCCGGUGUUUAUUCAGCCAGAGCCUUUGUGGGCUGGUACAACGGGCUGCCCGAGAACCGGGACCUGAAGCCCGACCUGAGCUGCGAGACAGCGCUGAUCCUGGGUCAUGGCAACGUGGCGCUGGACAUUGCCCGGAUCCUCCUGUCCCCACUGCAUCUCCUCAGGCAAACAGACAUCACUGAGGGUUCCCUGGCAGCUCUGGCCUGCAGCAAGGUGAAGCGCGUCUGGCUGGUGGGCAGGAGGGGACCUCUCCAAGUUGCUUUCACCAUCAAGGAGCUGCGGGAGAUGAUAAACCUGCCCGGUACCAGACCUGUUCUGAACCCUGCAGACUUCACAGGCCUGGAAAAUGCUGUGAAAGAUGUCCCCAGGCCCAGGAAGCGACUGACUGAGCUGAUGAUCAAAACAGCCCUGGAGAAGCCUGGGGAGAAGGCGGUGGAGGUGCAGGCAGCAGCCCCCCGGGAGUGGGGGCUGAAGUUCCAGCGCAGCCCCCAGGCAGUGCUGCCCACUGCUGACGGGAGGCGGGCAAGGGGCGUCCGCCUGUCCCUGACCCACCUGGAGGGCUCAGGUGACUCUGCCAAAGCCGUCCCCACAGGAGACGUGGAGGAGCUGGAGUGUGGGCUGGUGCUCAGCAGCAUUGGCUACCGGAGCCUGCCCCUGGACCCGGCCGUGCCCUUUGACACCCAGCGCGGCAUUAUCCCCAACAGCUCAGGCAGAGUAGAGGGUGUCCCAGGUCUGUACUGCAGCGGGUGGGUGAAGAGGGGACCCACCGGCGUCAUCAUCACCACCAUGAACGACAGCUUCGACACUGCCCAGUCCGUGUUAGAGGAUCUCCAGGCGGGCGUGCUGGACGUGGCCACCUCCAGAGAAGGCUUUGGGGCUGUGGAGAGCAUCCUGUGCAGCCGAGGGGUCCGUCCCGUUUCUUUCUCCGACUGGGAGAAGAUCGACGCUGCCGAAGUGGCGAGAGGCAAAGCUGCUGGCAAACCCCGGGAGAAGAUCGUGGAUCCUCAGGAGAUGCUGCGGCUGAUCGGUCACUAAAGCAGCAGUGAUGGGAAAGUGGCGCUGGUCCGGCUGGUCACACCAGCGGGUUACAGAUGGCCUGGGAGCACAAGGCUUGUUCCCGGGGCUGGUGGUCGCUCCGUGAGGCGUGUGGCACUUGUAUGCAUGAACUCUGUGUUCCUGAAGUGCGUGUUUCAAAAUACCUGAGGCUGCCGGCUGGUCCUGUGUCUCCGCAGCUGGCUGCUGCCCCUGGGGUGAUACUGUCAUUCGGGUCCUUUGAGCAUUAAUGAAUUGGCCGAGCAUUUAAUGAGUUGGUGGCACAGAUAUGGGGUGAUGUGUUCCUGGCAGGAGCCCUGGCUGGGCAGCUUCCCCAUGGCAAGUCAUGGAGAGAAGCUUCCUCGUGUCUUGCUGCCUCCUCUUUAAACCUCAAGCCGAAUGGCUUUGUUGCCUUGUCAUCAUGCCUGAGCAGGCCUCUUAUUUUUAUUUUUUUUAAUAAAUCCUUACAGGAAAGCCAAA
Columba livia (rock pigeon) is the source of this 2007-nucleotide messenger RNA. RefSeq names its product ferredoxin reductase (gene FDXR). Gene Ontology annotation, biological process: ubiquinone biosynthetic process. The transcript has 12 exons. The coding region runs from base 82 to 1530 and encodes 482 amino acids. The record is from RefSeq and is a predicted model, not a curated record. Lineage: Eukaryota; Metazoa; Chordata; Aves; Columbiformes; Columbidae. Gene Ontology annotation, cellular component: mitochondrion.